CUAGUUCCAAAGUAUCUUUUGUUUUGGGUAAACUGCUUUAUCACCCUUCACUAAAAGCUUGAUUUAAAUAAUUUUAUCGAUUUAUACAAAAGAAAGGAUUCUUGCCAUGAAUUUCUAACAAACAUUGGGGUUAGCGCCGGAAGCCGAAAUGAACCGUAUCCUAGCUUCCGUUGGAAGCUUUAAACAAAAACUACUACCGCUAGUGGUGCAUCCUUGCUAUUUGAGUACCAGCAACCCGAAACUACCGGUACCGGGAGCGGACACAAUUUUCGAUAAAAUCAUUCAGAAGCAAAUUCCGGCAGACAUCAUCUACGAGGACAGCGAAUGUUUGGCCUUCAACGAUGUUUCACCCCAAGGUCCGGUCCAUUUCUUGGUGAUACCGAAACGACGCAUUCCAAAACUGGAAGAUGGAACCGAAGCAGACGUGACUACGUUUGGCCAUCUAAUGCGUAUCGCUGGACAGUUAGGCAAGGACAGAGCUCCACAGGGUUUCCGGCUGGUAGUUAACAAUGGCGAGCACGGCUGUCAAUCUGUUUACCAUCUGCAUCUGCAUGUGAUCGGCGGUAGACAAUUGGGAUGGCCUCCAGGGUAAAGAAAAAACAUUUCAAUUCGCCAAAGUAGCUGAAUUUAUUAGAAUCUAUAACUACUAUUUUAAUAAAAUUAUUCUAUCUUUCACCAUGCA
Messenger RNA from Wyeomyia smithii (pitcher-plant mosquito), 682 nucleotides. RefSeq names its product histidine triad nucleotide-binding protein 1-like. Gene Ontology annotation, biological process: purine ribonucleotide catabolic process. Gene Ontology annotation, molecular function: hydrolase activity. NCBI's taxonomy places the organism in Eukaryota, Metazoa, Arthropoda, Insecta, Diptera, Culicidae. Bases 149 to 592 code for a protein of 147 amino acids. The record is from RefSeq and is a predicted model, not a curated record. The transcript is spliced from 2 exons. Gene Ontology annotation, cellular component: cytoplasm; nucleus.